Microthlaspi erraticum is the source of this 1071-nucleotide messenger RNA. NCBI's taxonomy places the organism in Eukaryota, Viridiplantae, Streptophyta, Magnoliopsida, Brassicales, Brassicaceae. The record is from the annotation of a GenBank genome assembly.
AUGUUUGGUUUCUUGUUCCGUCGAUGGAGAAAAGCUUCCAAAUGUAAAGAGCUGUUGCGGCAGCUUCAGUCUCGUCUCAAGCUACUCAAGAACAAAAAAUACGCAAUUUCAAGACAUUUACGUGACGACAUUGCUCUCUUCAUCCGAAUCAAUGACCUCACACGAGCUCUCCUUCGCGCCGAACAGCUCUUCCUCGUCGAAAACUCCAUCUCAAUCUACGAUUUGUUGCUUCACUUCUCUGAUUUUAUCCUUCUCCAUUUCUCCUCCAUCAGAAAACACAGAGAAUUGGUUAAAGACGACAUUAACGAAGCAGUUUCGAGUCUUGUCUUUGCAUCUGCGAGGUGUGGAGAAUUACAUGAGCUACGUAAGAUCAGAGAGCUAUUUGGUCAACGUUACGGUCAAACUUACAUUACAACAACUCUUCAGCUUCACCAUGGAAACCUUGUUAACUUCCAGAUUAAAGAGAAAUUGUCUGUCACUACGGUAUCUGAGGAUUUGAAGUCGAAAUUGUUGGAUGAAAUAGCAAAAGAGUCAGGUCUCCGUUUAGAAAUCCUAAGGCUCGAAUAUACACCUGAAAUUGAAAAACAGGUAAAUGAAGAGGAAGAGAAGAAAGUAAUAGAUUCUGCGUUGAAUAGUUGCACUGAUGAUCAGUCACCAGAAGUGUAUAAAUUUAGUCUCACUGAUGUCGAAGAAGAGAAGAGCAAGGAGGAGAGAUCAAUGGAGCAGGAUGAUUACAUAGAGGAGACUCAAGUAGGGAAAGAUCAGAGAGUAUUCAGAUUCAGAGAAAGUAGUGAAGGAGAUAGAUCAUCAUCAUUAUCAUCAUCAGGAGAGUUUAAGGAUAUGGAAUGUUUGAGGUAUUAUAAGAAGCAGAAAAGGAUCCGGAGAAGGAGAAGAUCAUCACGAAAUUGUUACCAUAUAGUCUACAAUGUGUUUAGAGUGAAGAAUGAAGAAGAAGAAGAAGAAUUAAGAAGAAGAUUGUUACCCAAGCAUGUUCACCCUAAGCUUCCUGACUACGACCAAAUUGCUGCUCAGUUUAAAGCCCUUAGGACACAACAACGUAUGCCUUUUUAA